Molecule: messenger RNA, 774 nt
Organism: Schistocerca americana (American grasshopper)
Lineage: Eukaryota; Metazoa; Arthropoda; Insecta; Orthoptera; Acrididae
Product: atherin-like
Exons: 2
Source: RefSeq, a predicted model, not a curated record
CAGCAGGGGAACUCCAACGCCCGGAACAAAGAACCGCAGCGGCCCCACAGGCAGCCGCAGAACUCCGCCCCGGCAGCAAAAGGAAAUGGCGGACCUGCUCCGCACGCCGCCAUACUCCAGGUACCUGUGCGCCAACCCACUGCCCCUGCAGCAGCUCACCAGGCCGUAGCUCCGCCCUCCCCGCCGCAGCGCGCGGCCAUGACGGCGGCGCAGCGGCUGGUAGCCCCGCCUCCUGCGCCCCUGCCACGGCAAGCGGCCCCCCCGGCCGCUCCUCGCCGCAGCCGGGCGGACCAAUCACCGCCGCCCGCCCCGGACCAGGCCAGCAUGGCGGACUUCCCCGAACCGCGAUGGCGGCAGCAGCGGCCAACCACGGUUCAGCAGCAACCUCCACGGCAGCAGCGGCCAACCACGGUACAGCAGCAAACUCCCGCAGCCCACAUCGACGCCAGCCAACAAAAUGGCGGCAACCGGGAGACGGGAAGCGACCAUGUUGUCGGCCCCCGACAAGAUGGCGACCGCAUUGACCGUCUCCUCGACGCAAUGCAGCUCAUGAUGGCCCGCAUGUCCGAGCUAAUGGCCGCAGUACAUCAGGACUUCCCCACGGAGGAGCUUCACCGCGUCGCUGCCGUCCAACCUCUACGCCAGAGGUUUAAGGACGCAGCGACAACAUUCUACGAUAAAGCCGAGAGGUCGACCAACCAACUGGUAAGAAGACUCGGCAGCCGACCACACUGGCGGGCGUCAUUACGCUGGCCAGACCUGCUGCGCCGGUAA